AUGCCAUUAUUGUACCGAUCUGGUGAUUUUGUUUACUAUCAUGAUGAUAAUGGUCAAAAAAAACUUGGAAGAUUAAGAUCAAUUUUAAAAAAUCAUGAUGGAUAUUAUCAGUUACGAAUUCAAAAAAUUUUGGAAUAUAGUGAUUUACCCGGAAAUUUAAAAGGGUUAUCAAGACAACGUCGUUCUAUUACCAGUGAAGUAUAGUUACAAGAUGAACGAUUUUUAAUUAUAAUGACUUCUCAAAUUUUAGAAAAAGUAACUAUAUUGAUAAUGUUUCAACAUACAAAAUAUUCCUGAUGGUUCAUUGCGGAUUAGUGAAAUAAUUUAUAAAUGUAAUGACCGUUGGCACGUUCGUAAUGUAAAGCUUUCAUACCUACAUCCAUCUGAUUACAUUUCUAUUAGAAAUCCACUAUCAUCAUCUAUGCCAAUCUAUAAGCUGUUUUUAGAUCUUUAUUAUGAUGAUUUUGGUACAUUUAGAAAUGUAUACCAUUCUCUAGGUGGUGUUUAUGUACAGUUUGGAAAUAUGCCAGCACAUCAAAGAAAGCUAAUAAAGAACCAUUUUGUUAUUGGGUUU
Messenger RNA from Rhizophagus irregularis DAOM 181602=DAOM 197198, 574 nucleotides. Lineage: Eukaryota; Fungi; Glomeromycota; Glomeromycetes; Glomerales; Glomeraceae. The record is from RefSeq and is a predicted model, not a curated record.